CUUUUACAUUUUGGGUUGAGAAGUUUAACCACAUUCUAGAACAUCAAUCAAUUAUAAGUAAUAAUUUAAUAAUGCUGUACUUCUGAAAAUGUUAAAGUUAAUUUUUUUUUUUUUCCCACUUAUCUUUACAUCAUCAACACUGCUUCACUCUGCUCCUCUCCUUUCUUCACAGUUUCACAACAUCCUCGCCGGAAGAAAAUUCAUCUCCUCCGGCGAGCCACUUCUCUCUAGCUUCACCGGAAGCUGAAUUCCCUAUAUCACUCACCUGAAGUGAUCCAUUAAGAAUGUCAAUACUUCCAUAUGUUUCCCUCAACCUAUCGACAACUUCGCCCAAGAAAUCACUUCCUUUCCGUUCCAAGAAUUCGACUUUAACUCCCAAUUCUCUUUCGUCUUCGCUCAAUUUCGACAGAAAGCUCGUAUUUUCACCUCUAUUGAAGAAGGGUCAUGGCGGGAUUGGCUCUUCAUUUGCCCUGGCGUGCUCAACUACUUCGUCGCCGUUUAUCGGAAAAGUUGGGUGGCAUAAACGAGAAGGCAAUUCUUCUUUACUCUCUUUUGGGGCGAAAUUUGAUGAUAGUGUGAUCAACGAUGAUAAGGAAGCGGAUUCUUCCCAAGUACUGUCUGCAAUGCUUCCCUUUGUGGUGGCCAUCACUGCAAUUUCUGCUCUUUCUCAGCCUUCCACCUUCACCUGGGUGUCAAAAGAACUUUACGCUCCUGCACUUGGAGGAAUCAUGUUAUCCAUUGGGAUCAGGCUUUCGAUUGAUGACUUUGCUCUUGCUUUCAAAAGGCCUGUCCCUCUGUCUAUCGGCUUUAUUGCACAAUAUGCUUUGAAACCAGCACUUGGCGUGUUGGUGGCACGGGCAUUUGGGAUGUCUGAUAUGUUCUUUGCUGGCUUUGUUCUCAUGUCUUGCGUUGCUGGUGCUCAAUUGUCUAGUUAUGCUAGCUUUCUUAGCAAAGGCGAUGUGGCAUUGAGCAUACUUUUGACCAGUUCGUCAACCAUUGCUUCGGUCCUUGUUACUCCUCUUCUAACUGGGCUUCUCAUUGGUUCUGUUGUUCCAGUUGAUGCAGUUGCUAUGUCAAAAUCAAUUUUGCAGGUCGUUCUUGCUCCAGUAACGCUUGGCUUAGUGCUUAAUACUUAUGCCAAACCUGUUGUGUCUCUGGUUAAACCUGUGAUGCCAUUUGUUGCAAUGAUUUGCACUUCAUUGUGUAUUGGAAGCCCUCUUGCUAUCAAUAGAAGCCAAAUACUGUCCUCUGAAGGGCUGCGAUUGGUUGCACCAGUGUUGACAUUUCAUGCAGUAGCAUUUACUUUGGGGUACUGGGUGUCAAAAAUCCCAGCAUUAGGGUAAACUUCUUUACCUUCCUAUUACGCUUUCUGAUGAUGAAAAAAUCUGUAAGAUGUGGUCUUUAUAAACUUCCAUCUGUUUCUCAUUAAUUAUGCUCCUCUGGCAUUUUUAUACAUCAUGUGAGCUCUGUCUCAUUGUUUGAUAAAUGGACACUGUUUCAUUUGACUUUAGGAGGUACAGGUUACUAAAUUAAGAUAUGAUGCAUCAACAUCCAACUGAUGUUUAUCCUGAAUUUGUCAUUUGUUGACAAAUGCUCAUGUUAAUAAUCAGUUAUACGGAACCUAUUCCUGAAAUUUCCCUGUCGUUGAAAGGAGCUUACAAUUCACCGAUGAUUACCUCAGUCUCUAUUGUGUAAUCUCAUCUCAUGUUUCUUAUUGGUAGCAUAGUGUUUGAUAUUUUCUUUUAUGCUUCCCUGUUGCUUUGUUAAAUUGUGAUGGAUCUGCUGCUGUAAGUUCUACAUCUAACAGUUGCCUGAUCUUUUGAUUGGAUGGGUCCAAAUUGAUUGAGUUCCAAAUGUUGAAACUCAUUAUCAACAGAUCAUAUCAGUGUCAAAUGGAAGUAAAAGAAUUGGAGCUUAACAAUGUCUCAUAACAAGUUUGUUACUAUGCAGGUUGGAAGAGGAAGUCAGCCGAACAGUUUCACUAUGUACCGGAAUGCAAAGUUCUACAUUGGCGGGGCUUCUAGCUACUCAGUUCCUCGGGAGCACUCAAGCAGUUCCCCCAGCAUGUUCUGUUGUUGCCAUGGCUAUCAUGGGACUAUGUCUUGCCUCUUUCUGGGGGAAUGGAUAUCGAAUCAGAGACUUACCGUCACGUUUACUUUCUCAAGCAGGUUCAACUGUCAAGGCUUGAUGUUGGUAGAUCAUUCCCGGUGGAGAAUCAAUUUAGCUAAUUAACAUGAAUAGAAACCAGUAGUAAUAGCUGCCAGCUUGUGAGCUCAUAAAUAGCUUUAAGAGUAUAUGGAUUUUAAGCAGAAAGGGAGACAUAAUUAGUAAAUACACUCUAGAUGCGUAGUGUUACUACAAACUAUACGGUUAGAGAGGGGAUUAUAAGUAUAAUGUAAAGUGGAAGCUUCGGGGCCCGAUUAUUAACAUGUACAGUUUUUUAUCUUUGUACAGAAACAGUAUCUAGAAUCAAUGAAUUAAUUUGUACUCCCUCCGUCUCAUAAUUAUUGUCUAGUUU
Molecule: messenger RNA, 2518 nt
Organism: Oldenlandia corymbosa var. corymbosa
Lineage: Eukaryota; Viridiplantae; Streptophyta; Magnoliopsida; Gentianales; Rubiaceae
Source: the annotation of a GenBank genome assembly